Molecule: messenger RNA, 2401 nt
Organism: Schistosoma margrebowiei
Lineage: Eukaryota; Metazoa; Platyhelminthes; Trematoda; Strigeidida; Schistosomatidae
Source: the annotation of a GenBank genome assembly
UAAUGAUGACCUUGGCAACACUUUAGUUUUGUUGUUGUGAUCAUUUUUAUAGUAAAAUGUGAAUAAUUACUAUGUGUCUGACGAUUUGUUGGUCAGCCUUUCUCUUGUUUUCUUAUCGAGCAUCUCUUCUUACAAUGUAUAAUCUCGCUGGCGUCUAAAGUACCUUCAACCUUUGUGACUGCGCAGUCACGAAGUUUCUAUGAUUUUGCAAAGCUUUUGUGUUUUUCUGAAAUUAUAGAAUAGCUUAAUUACCUAGUGAUAUUUUGUUCUUCAGUGAGGCGGACAGAGAACUAUUUGAUAGUGUGGUUAAAUAAAAAUGAAUCCUAAAAAUACUGUACAGUAUUUUUUUAUGUGCUCAUAUGCACCUAAAAGUUAUUGAGAAGUCAAUAACCACUUUUAUAUUGAUUAACAACACCAAAAGAUCGUAAGUUAAAUCUUUUCAACGCGAUAUUUAUACAUUAUUAAUGAUUAUCACUUAACCCUUUUUUCAUCAAAAAGCUAAAAAUAACAGAGUGACAUAUUUAACUACUUUUUGAUCAUCGGUCUGGCUAUGCUUUAAUUCUUCAACUUAUACCUACAGUGAAUCGAGAAGAGCAUCAGGCUAGGUCUCCCGGUAGUAGAACUGUGGAAACGGCUAAAUAUCCCUUAAUUUUCAAAUAAAUUUUGACAUUAAUUCUAGCUUUAGUAGUUAGUCAUUAACGCACAAGUCGACUUCCUACCGACGUUAGGUGAUAUGAACCAAAGGGGGUAGCACGUACUCGUGUGGCAGCUCUCUGCAUUUUAUGAAACACUAGACGUUUCAUAUUAUUAAAUUCUUGUUUCGAGUUCUUCAUUUGUAGGAUAUCUCUCGUGUUUAUAGUUCCAUUCAGAUUUCUGUUGUUUUUUGUCCUUAGUCAAUACUCCUACAGGAUUCACAGUCCCCUGGCCUUUCCAAACUGAAUCUUAAUAUGAUUUUCAUCUUGAAGGUUUCCUCUCUCGCCUUACUGAUGAGGUUUGACAACUUAGAAUGUUAUGUAUUUAAGUCAGGUUCUACAUUACCGUUAACUAUAUAUUAGCGAUAACAGUCCACUUUUUAGAUAGUGUUUUCCAUUUCACUUUCCUAUUUUCUAACAGACGACUUUUUAGUUGCAUCAUUAAAUGACUCGAUCCAAUUAUUAUGACGAGAUUUCAUAUUUGAUAACACGAAUCCAUGAAUGCAGGGAAAGGCGUAUGGAACUGAUGAAAGAAUAUGCUCUAAUCCAACACACUGACUCUUCUGGGAGGAAUUCACUUUCAAGCCAAAUAAUUCAAUAUAACAUAAAUUUGAGAAGAAUAGAUGAAAACAUAAGAAAAGUGGAAAGAAGACAUGAAGACUUGAAAUGUCAGUUCGAAAAAAUUAAACAAAAUGCUAAAGAAAAAUCUAUGUUGGAUGUGAAUAAAAUGUUGAAUCAUUCGUUUAAUAACCAGGAACUUCAACAGGUAAUUAAAAGAACAAAACAAAUUUUAGAUGCACAAGAAAUAACAUUGAAAUCUAUAUCAUUUAACAACAACGAUGAUGAUGAAUAUGAUAGUGUUGAUAACAAUAUAAAACAUGAAGAAUUAUACAAAUUAUCGUUUAUUGACCAAACCAGGAUCGAAACACCACAAAAAGAUGGUGAUUAUAACAAAACGGAGGAUAAGAAAGAAAAUGACAAAGAGCUAGGGGAAGAUGAAGAAGAGAAAGAAUUGGGACAAAGGAGACAAAUCAGAGAGAUAACAGAUGGUGUUGAAUCAUCGAAUCCCGUUGUCCAUAAAAUUAGAUCUCCAAUAUUUUCGGAAGAUCUAAAUUAUUCAUCUGAUGAUUUUUAUAAACAAUCUAGAUUGUUUGAUUCAAAUAUUUUAUUGAACAAUCAUAGUAAUGAUGUGAAAUCUAACAAGAAUAAUAAUUCGCAACAUAUGGUCAUAGAAGAAGGAGAAGAAAGAAAAGAAGACGAAGAAGAAGAGAAAGAUGAUGAUACUCAAGAAACAGAAGAUGAAGACAAGGCAGAAUUAAAAUGUGAAAAUGUUUAUCCAAUAGAUCCAAAUAAACAGGGAAUAAUUCAAAAAGGUCAAUCUUAUGAAGAAUUUCUAGCAAAAGCAACAUUCAGCAUUGAAGAUUCAACUUAUGAUCCAGUUAAUGAGUCCAAUGAACAUGAAUCUGAAUAUGAUUCAAAAAUCUUAAAAAACAAUAUGAAUAUAAAUGAAGAUAUGAGAUCAUCAAAUAAGUUAUUUGAUUCAACAAAUGCUAAUCUACUUUCAUCAUGGACAACAUAUAAAACGGAAGACUUAGAGGAUGACAGUUUUUAUGAUUGACAAAUAAAAAUGUCUAUAUAACACAUUUCUUCUUUCCUAGGAUAAUGAUGAUAAUAUUAGUGAAAUAACGCUCAUAUUUCUCAGUACAAAG